Molecule: messenger RNA, 1979 nt
Organism: Populus euphratica (Euphrates poplar)
Lineage: Eukaryota; Viridiplantae; Streptophyta; Magnoliopsida; Malpighiales; Salicaceae
Product: alanine aminotransferase 2-like
Exons: 15
Coding region: 144-1745 (533 amino acids)
Biological process (GO): biosynthetic process
Molecular function (GO): pyridoxal phosphate binding; L-alanine:2-oxoglutarate transaminase activity
Source: RefSeq, a predicted model, not a curated record
ACUUUUUUUCCCCUGAAAAGACACAUCUCUCUCUCUCUCUCUCUGCCCCCCCAACUCUCUCGUGCUUUCUUGUAGUCAUAGUUCUUUUGUGUGUGAUAUUUCAUUCCUGUCAUUCAAGUAACAUCUGAACAUUAUAUAAGAGGAUGUGGAGAUCCGUUAUUGGGUCAGCUAAAGCCCUUUCAAACUGCUCCUGUCAAAAUCAUUGGAACGUGCUGCUGCUGCGUCCUUUAGCCUCUUCUCCUUCACGUUUCCUGUCUUCUACCUCCGUUCUUGAAUCUCCCCCUCCCCCUCCUUCAUCCAUGCCUCCUGUUUCUCUUGAUAACAUUAAUCCCAAGGUUUUAAAAUGUGAAUAUGCUGUCCGUGGCGAGAUUGUCACCCUUGCACAGGCGUUACAAGAAGAGUUAAAGUCUAAGCCAGGCUCCCACCCCUUUGAUGAGAUACUUUACUGCAAUAUUGGAAAUCCUCAGUCUCUUGGUCAGCAGCCUAUCACCUUUUUCCGUGAGGUUCUUGCAUUAUGCGACCAUCCUUCUAUUUUGGACAGAAGUGAAACUCAGGGUUUGUUCAGUGCUGAUGCCAUAGAGAGAGCUUGGCAGAUUCUUGAUCAAAUUCCUGGAAGGGCCACUGGUGCUUAUAGUCACAGCCAGGGAAUCAAAGGACUGCGUGAUACAAUUGCUGCUGGAAUUGAAGCCCGCGAUGGCUUUCCUGCUGAUCCAAAUGAUAUUUUCUUGACAGAUGGUGCAAGUCCAGCGGUCCACAUGAUGAUGCAGUUACUGAUGCGAUCAGAGAAAGAUGGCAUACUUUGUCCCAUUCCUCAGUAUCCCCUGUACUCUGCUUCAAUUGCUCUCCAUGGUGGUGCUCUGGUUCCCUACUAUCUUGAUGAAGCAACUGGGUGGGGCUUGGAAGUUUCUGAGCUUAAGAAGCAGUUGGCAGAUGCAAAGUCCAAGGGAAUUACCCCUAGGGCCCUGGUUGUGAUAAAUCCAGGAAACCCAACAGGGCAGGUUCUUGCAGAGGAUAAUCAGCGGGGGAUUGUGGAGUUUUGCAAGCAAGAAGGCCUUGUCCUUCUUGCAGAUGAGGUUUAUCAGGAAAAUGUUUAUGUUCCUGAGAAAGAGUUCCACUCAUUUAAGAAGGUUGCUCGGUCUAUGGGAUAUGGUGAAAAGGAUAUAUCUUUAGUAUCUUUUCAGUCUGUCUCUAAAGGUUACUAUGGAGAGUGUGGAAAGAGAGGAGGGUACAUGGGAGGCACUGGGGUUGGUCCUGGAAUAAGAGAGCAAAUAUACAAAGUUGCAUCUGUGAAUCUGUGUUCCAACAUUUCUGGUCAAAUUCUUGCAAGUCUUGUCAUGAGCCCGCCUAAGGUCGGAGAUGAAUCAUAUGAAUCAUACUCUGCUGAAAAAGAUGGAAUCCUCUCAUCUUUAGCGAGACGUGCAAAGACGCUGGAAGUCGCAUUCAAUAAUCUAGAGGGUGUAACUUGCAACAAAGCAGAAGGGGCAAUGUAUCUCUUCCCCUGCAUCCGCUUGCCUGAAAAGGCAAUUAAAACUGCCGAAGCUGCAAAAACAGCUCCAGAUAACUUCUAUUGUCGCCGUCUACUCAAUGCCACUGGAAUUGUUUUUGUUCCUGGUUCUGGCUUUGGGCAGCUUCCGGGCACUUGGCAUUUUAGGUGCACCAUACUACCUCAAGAAGAUAAGAUUCCAGCAGUUGUCUCCCGUCUCACAGAGUUCCACAAGAGUUUCAUGGAUGAGUUUCGCGAUUGAAGGAUCUUUGCAUUUCAAACUCGGAAAAGUUACAAAAUAAGAUAGUAGCCCAUGAUUUUAAUACAACGAUGGAUGUUACCGUGAUACAUUGUAAUUUUUUUUCUUGGAAGGAUAUAUAGAGGUUUUUCUUCAUUGUUCCUCCAUCGAAGUGUUUCCCUUUGUGAUCGUGAAAGAUAUGUUGGAUUGUAAUCACAUUUCUUGAAAACGAAGUUGAGAGAUCUUUCUGCAGCACAA